Messenger RNA from Didymodactylos carnosus, 1122 nucleotides. NCBI's taxonomy places the organism in Eukaryota, Metazoa, Rotifera, Eurotatoria, Philodinida, Philodinidae. The record is from the annotation of a GenBank genome assembly.
AUGAAAAAUGCAUGCUGGGCUGCAUGGUGGCACUUUCGAAGUACAGAUCAAAACCCACAUCAUUGUCUUUGCAAUCCUGACCGUUGUGGCAUGUACAAAGAUCCAAAAUUCACACAUGAAGCGUACGAAAUACCGUCAUUACAUAUAAUAAAUGUUCGCCCGACAGGUGAUACAUGCACGAAAGUCGGUUUGAAUUCGUCGCCUGAGCAUUACUAUCUUAUAUUUGACGGACACGAACUGAACGUCAAUAACACGAUCCGAGAAUCGGGUAUAAUCAAUGUCACAGAGAAUUCUAAUCAUAAUUACCCAGAACUACGAUUAAAAUUUUUAUAUCAACUUGAAGAAUCCGCUCAUAUUGCCGCACACGUUGUGCUUACCUCACCUGAAGAACUCGUUUACCGUGAAGUUUUUGAGAUACUCGAUUCACCAACAAAACAAGACAUUAUGUCUGAUUUUUUAAAGCCAUUGAUUGAACAAAUCUGUAAACAUAAAUCGCAAUCUUCAGCAUUCUCGUCAAAAUUAAUUUCAAUGCCCGUCUUUACAAAACAAGUUCUUGAUGAAUUGCCAUCUGUACAUAUAAGUGUACCACUAAAACCAAAUGAAUUUGAUUGGAAUGAAUUUUUGCAAUACCUGGCCAUCGAUCUCGGAAUUGACAAAAAUGACAUGUUUUUAAUGAGUGCACAAGAAGGAAGCACGAAAUAUGAAAUCAAGUUCAAGGCUACAAUCUCAAUUACUGAGUUUAUCGCUCCACAAAAGUUAUCCGAUGAUAUUAAAGAAAUUCUGAAAAUUGAAGCAAAAUUGUCCAAUUUUUCUGAAAAUCAAAGUUCACUCUCGUCCGAAAAUUUGACGGACGAUGAUAUCGAUACAGCUCUUGAACUUAUGCAACGACCAGCAAUUAUUGAUCCACAAGUUUGGAAAUAUCUCAGAGAAAAGCGUCGUAAGAUUAGCGGUGCCAUUCUUCAUGCUUUUCAAAGAUCACUAGUCGAAUAUGUUAUUGAGAGUAUGUUACUUGUUCAAAAUGAAGAGCUUUAUGACAAAUAUAUUAAAUGUGCAGUUCAUGGUGAAGAAAUGGUACUUUUCCAUGGAACGAAGAGUGCUAAUAUGAUGGUAUAUUUGAUAUGA